Messenger RNA from Aspergillus luchuensis, 1089 nucleotides. RefSeq lists its product as uncharacterized. Lineage: Eukaryota; Fungi; Ascomycota; Eurotiomycetes; Eurotiales; Aspergillaceae. The transcript has 2 exons. Bases 1 to 1089 code for a protein of 362 amino acids. The record is from RefSeq and is a predicted model, not a curated record.
AUGGCCGGCGUUACUAUCGACCGGCGAACCGGCCAGGCCUAUAGGGAGAUGGCCUUUCAUCCUUCCAAGUACCCUAAUGGACCCUUUUGGGUUCACGAGUCUCCGUUCUUGCCAGAAAGGUGGGAGGAGAGCAGCCGAGUCGGGGCGCCCUCAUUACAGCAUUCCGCCAUGAAAUGCCUGUUGUCUGACCAGAGGAGACUACGGCCUGAAAUGUUUGCUUACGUACCCUGGCAUAUUGCUAGCUACCUCUGGGAUUGCCUUGGCAAGAGCAAGAGAAGAACUCUACACAGCUGGAAGCUUUUUGCAAUGGCCUACCCCGAGCAAUUCCGAGAAGUCAGCCGUUACCGCUCCUAUAGUGUCAAAAGCGUGGAGAUGGGCAUGCCCGAAUACUGGAAGGAAGUGAAGAGCGAUACCUUGAGUUGGCGGACGGUGCUAAGUUUGGACCCAUCAAUCGCCAGGGUUCCUGAUCUCGUGGAAAUAGCUAGUAUCCGGAACUUGGUAGCUUUGGAAAUAUCAUCGCCACCGCAGACCUGGAAUAACGGCGAGUCGUCCGGGGUCACGCUCAGCAAUCGCAUCAUCCGGUCGUGGAACGAGAUGCAGCAGAGUUCUGGGGCAUUUGCACAUCUCCGAGUCUUGGUCUUGUCUCGUCAAUGUGACCUCUCGGUGCAGAUCUUUCAAUACCUGCGAGACUUUCCGUCGCUGGAGAUUGUUCUCGCGGCGGACUGCGGGGAUCUCACGAAGGCGUCUAAGGUUGAUUUUCAAGUUGAUGGAUGGCUAGUAGAUCCCGAUACAAAACGGGACGGAACUCUCUACGAUCAGUACUUAUCAGUUAUCAAGAGCGAGGCAAAAAAUCCGACCGGCCUAGACGCUGCCCCUGUCUUGAACUUCGAAAUCAACCCUAGCAAAACCAAACGCGACACGCCAAUGAGGAAAGAGCAAGUCUGCUUCUACCGCGACGGCAGCAAGACUUAUAAGCACGAGCAAGAGUCAGACCGGAAAAGGCCACGAGGCUAUCCCCAGAUGAAAAUACAAAGGCCAGAUAAAUACCGCAAGAUAGGCUGGGAAGGACUGCUGGGAGACUUGAGUUGA